GGAAUCGAGACUACUGCGAUCGCGUUUUUGUAACCAGAGAAGAAAAGAGCAUAAGCAUGCCCCCGACCUUGCCUUCCUCUUCGCGGCGUCCAGCGACUAGAGGUGUUCGGCAUACUUUUUGCCCUGACACCGACUCUUCAACAUCAAGUGCAAUCGGCGACCAGGCAGCAUUCGUAAACUCGAGCCGGGAGGACGAAGACGCCGCCGCCACACGGUUCAAGGACGGUAGAACACCGUCGCCGAGAAGCCCUGAAGUGGUAAGCGGCUCGGAGGAUGAGCCUACGUGGGACAGCGUCUGUCUUGAUGUGGCCAAUGGCUACCACAACGGGACUGAUAGCAGUGGAGCCAUGUGCCGGAUCUGCCACGAAGGCGACCAAAAGGCUGAGCUAGUGUCUCCCUGCAGCUGCUCUGGCACCAUAGGAUUCGUGCAUGUGUCCUGCAUUGAGCAUUAGCUUAAUGAGCGCAACGUAGACUUCUGCGAACUCUGCGGUCAGCGUUUCCAGGUGGCCGAUGAACCUAUGACCGCGCUCCAAUUGUUGCGAUGGGUUUGGCGGAACAAGAGGUGGCUGUGGCGAUCAUUGCGUUACGAGCUGCUGUUGUUGGGCGUUGUAAUACUGGCAGUUUUCUUGGUG
Molecule: messenger RNA, 632 nt
Organism: Rhipicephalus sanguineus (brown dog tick)
Lineage: Eukaryota; Metazoa; Arthropoda; Arachnida; Ixodida; Ixodidae
Product: E3 ubiquitin-protein ligase MARCHF1-like
Exons: 1
Coding region: 57-452 (131 amino acids)
Biological process (GO): protein ubiquitination
Molecular function (GO): zinc ion binding; ubiquitin-protein transferase activity
Source: RefSeq, a predicted model, not a curated record